UAUUCCAGCGGUGUCCGACUUUAUUUAUAUGUGCAAGUAGAAAUGGCAGGUCAUGCUUACCAUAUUCACCAGCUUCCAUCGGCACACUCUUUUUUUUUAUCCCAUUUGUUGGGUUGCAAGAUCUGAUCUGAGCCCAGAAAAAUGGGGAGAGGGAAAGUAGAACUGAAGAGAAUAGAGAAGGCAUCAAGCAGGCAAGUGACAUUCUCCAAACGGCGAAACGGGCUUCUCAAGAAGGCUUUCGAGCUCUCCGUCCUCUGCGAUGCCGAAAUCGCCCUUGUCAUCUUCUCUUCUUCUGGGAAAUGUUGUCAAUUCGCCAGCCAUGACACGGAUAAGACUAUUGUCAAGUACCGAGACGAAUUAGGGCUCCCGCAAUCUUCACACAGCCGGGGAUGCCGAAGCAUCGAGUUUUGGAGGGCUGAAAUUCACGAGUUGACAAGAGGGAUUGAAACCAUGGAAACACAGCUCAAGCACUUGUCCGGAGAAGAUCUUUCAAUGUUGAGCAUGAAAGAGCUGAGACAACUCGAGCGACAGCUGAAGACCGGUGUCGAACGCAUCCGCUCCAAGCAGAGACGCAUCAUUUCGGAGCAUGUAAACCUGCUGAAAAGGAACCUCAAAGUCCUGCAAGAGGAAAACGCUCGUCUCCUGAAAACAGUCAAGUACCACGAGAUGCGCGACGUCGGUGUUAGGCCUGGAGUUUUUGUAGAUCACUUUUGUUACUCAGACCAAAGGGUUCCUCAGGAUGGAUCUUCCUACAUAGUAAAUGGCGGACACUGAAGUACUGGUGUGGUGGGUGGGUGUUAAAACAGGCGGUGGUUUUUCCUGAUUACAUAGGGUUGAGAACGUGUAUCAAAGCUAGGACUGCUUUUCGUUCAUAUGCUGUGUAUGUGCGUGAGAAAUGUAAUAUGGACUCAACAGAAGUCCAGACAUAUAAGCAAACUUCUACCAAUAAUAGGUAUUGUUAUUUAUCCUGAUUUCGUCGACGGCCUGAAUUUGUCCAGCUGACCAGCAUGGGUUCAACUACCAAUUCUCUAUCGAACGAGGAAGAUGCCGAGCCUCGUCUCUAUAUCUGGUUCACUUGUAAGAUUUGCUGGGUACACAGCUGAAAAGCCAGCAAUUUGUUAGGAGCCGAUAGGCGAUGGGACGAAAGAUGGAGCGUGCAAAGUCACUUCUUUUCUUCCAGAAAAAAGGGAAGGAGAAGGAUCUUCUUCGAAUACAUGUAUAUGUCCAUAAAAUUAAGGAUAUCAUGAAUAGCUUGGGGAUUAAUUGUGAGAUAUGGACUUCGUCUCCUACGUAAUGGAUGAUCGUAAUAUCUGAACUUUCUCUCA
Molecule: messenger RNA, 1325 nt
Organism: Syzygium oleosum
Lineage: Eukaryota; Viridiplantae; Streptophyta; Magnoliopsida; Myrtales; Myrtaceae
Product: truncated transcription factor CAULIFLOWER A-like
Exons: 9
Coding region: 142-774 (210 amino acids)
Biological process (GO): positive regulation of transcription by RNA polymerase II
Cellular component (GO): nucleus
Molecular function (GO): protein dimerization activity; RNA polymerase II cis-regulatory region sequence-specific DNA binding; DNA-binding transcription factor activity, RNA polymerase II-specific
Source: RefSeq, a predicted model, not a curated record